AUGAUUCGACCUAUGCUUGACAUGAGAAAAAUCCUCAACUCGCCGCAAAUCGAAUAUCAUGUCGGCGAAAGCGGCAAGUCAUUCUCGGUUCCCAAAGCUCCCAAUUCCGCUUCAAUCACUCUGAGGGACAUCGAUGAGGCUACAUUCACUCGACUGGUGGAGUACGCCUAUCGCCAAGACUACACCGUUCAAGGUCUCAAAGCCCGCUCCUUUGCCUCCGACGAAGAAUUCCUUCGCGAGUUCAAGGGUAUCUACGUAAUGCUCGACAAAUCGAUCCACAAAGAAGCUCUCAAGACAAAGAAACUCCCUGACCGCUACGUUCGCUUUGACACCCUCGACGCCCAUAUCGCCCUUGGAACGUGGCGCACACAUACGGUAUCCAACCUUUGA
Colletotrichum paranaense is the source of this 390-nucleotide messenger RNA. RefSeq lists its product as uncharacterized. The transcript is spliced from 4 exons. The coding region runs from base 1 to 390 and encodes 129 amino acids. The record is from RefSeq and is a predicted model, not a curated record. Lineage: Eukaryota; Fungi; Ascomycota; Sordariomycetes; Glomerellales; Glomerellaceae.